ACGCGUCCCGCACACGAGUGGCUAGCGGACAGAUGCUCUGCCACGCCCACAGCUCAGGCCCACAGGUACCUGAUCUCUCCUCCUCGAUCCAUGGCUUUGGACUGCGGUGACAUUGCUGCAAUUUCCUGGAAUUAAGGUUGAACGUUUAGCAUGCCGUCCUUACGAGUGGCUGUGAUUGGAGCCGGGCCGUCAGGGUUGAUUGCUGCCCGCAUGCUUGCCUCACGACCGCAAGAUUUCGACUUCGAGGUUUACGAACGUGGAGAUAACAUCGGAGGCACAUGGUUGUACUCAGAGAAGACAGGCUUGGCGGAAAAUGGCUACCCAGUACACUCAAGUAUCUACAAGAACCUUGUCACCAACCUACCUACGCAGGCGAUGGAGUUCCCUGACUUUCCCUUCCCUUCUGAUCUAAAAGGAAAAUUCCUUCCCUGGAAAAAGGUGCAAGACUACCUAUUUGCCUAUGCCGACCACUUCAACCUUCGAAAAGAUAUCCAACUGAAUACAGAUGUAACGUCUGUAAAACGUAUCACCCCAAAGCCUGUCCCAUCAGGAGAUGCCCACAAAUCUCCCAACAGACCACAGUGGUUGGUGCGCACGACUGCCCUUCAGGGAGGAGGCAGCAAGGAGAAGGUGUUUGAUGCUGUGCUAGUCUGCACUGGACACCAGAGUGUCCCCCACUAUCCAGACAUUCCUGGUCAGGAGAGCUUCAGCGGGGUACAGCUGCACAGCCACGAUUACCGUGAUCCAGAACUCUAUACAGGAAAGCAAGUGCUCAUAAUUGGAGGGUUUGCAUCUGCACUCGACAUCAUGGGCGAUCUGCACUCUCAUGCGUCCGAGGUGGUCAUCUCACUGACCGCACUGGACCUGGUGGGCGUGAUAGAACAGUACAAGAAAGGGCUGCUACCACACAACGUGAGAACAACGACAUUCCCGCAGGCGAUCAACGGUAGCGUGGUGACGUUCACCGACGGUGAGACGCUCGAACCAGACGUGAUUAUUUUCUGCACCGGCUACGAGUAUUCGUUCCCAUUCCUCGACGCCUCGUGUGAUGUCACUGUUAGCGAGGGUAAACGCAUACAACCAUUAUUCAAGCACAUGAUCCACAGCAGGUACCACACGCUCAUGUUUAUUGACAUGGUAUAUGCAACUUUCGAGUUAGCGCUCUCGUUUCUCCAAGUUCCGAUAGCUCUAAAAAUUAUUGAUGGGUCACUGGCGCUCCCUAGCGAGCAAGAAAUGAACAAGGAGACAGAAGCAGACUACCUCGAUCGGUUAGCUAGCGGACAGAAACCGCGCCACGCCCACUCGCACCUAUUCCCUCCCCGUUGGACUUUAACGUCAUAUUGUGAUGACAUUGCUGGCUUCGCACGCGUUGAUAACUUUGUGAAACCAUUAUAUCGAUGUGUAGAUGAUGUGUUUUUCGAAAUGCACAAAAAUAUCAUGAAGUUUAAGGAGUAUGACUACCUUGCCCCAAGACCGAAGCAGUAAUUAUAACUACACGUUCGCGCGCUGAGUUCACUUAAGCCCGGGACACACCAUGCGAAUCUAUUCGCAGGACCAUGGCUCCAAAAGUCAUGUGGUCACGUGAUUAGCAUACUGAUCAAUGAUUCGCUGCAUUAUAACAAUCGGCCGCACCAACAAUGAGACACACAAUGCGAAUAUAUACACAGUCCGCACGUCCGCAGCGAAAAUAUCAAACAUGUUUGAUCGCUGCGAAUUUUGGAACGGAUGAAAUUCGCAGCGAA
Priapulus caudatus is the source of this 1742-nucleotide messenger RNA. Its product is annotated as flavin-containing monooxygenase FMO GS-OX5-like. The record is from RefSeq and is a predicted model, not a curated record. Lineage: Eukaryota; Metazoa; Priapulida; Priapulimorpha; Priapulimorphida; Priapulidae. The transcript is spliced from 6 exons. Gene Ontology annotation, molecular function: N,N-dimethylaniline monooxygenase activity; NADP binding; flavin adenine dinucleotide binding. Bases 151 to 1485 code for a protein of 444 amino acids.